Molecule: messenger RNA, 2130 nt
Organism: Austrofundulus limnaeus
Lineage: Eukaryota; Metazoa; Chordata; Actinopteri; Cyprinodontiformes; Rivulidae
Gene: kbtbd3
Product: kelch repeat and BTB (POZ) domain containing 3
Exons: 10
Coding region: 191-2074 (627 amino acids)
Molecular function (GO): protein binding
Source: RefSeq, a predicted model, not a curated record
UGUGCCGAGUACGUUUUUAUUGUUGAGAAAAUGAUUCCCCGCUGGAGACGAUGUUAGAAACAAAAAUGCCGACGGGAAGAAGAAGAAAAUUAUAAUAAUAAUAAAAAGAGUUGACCGAGUUAUCGCGCGACCUCACGUUUCCGGAAGUCAGAACGGUAACUGUCCGAGGUGCUGUUUGUUUUUGAGCGCUAUGGAUCCAGAAUCAGUGGAUACCUCCUGCAACUCCAGCAGCACCAGCCCUCUGAGUGGUAAAACUGGCUGUGGUCCACAAUGCAACGGUGUCCAAGAAAGGCGGAUGCCAUUGCGAGCGUCUGCGUCCCACGGACUGCAGAUUCUGAAAGUGCUCAGAUCAUUCAGGGAGCAAGGAUUGCUGUUUGACUUCACCAUCAAGGUCCAGGAAUGCAGUUUCCCUUGCCACUGUUGUGUUCUCGCAGCAUGCAGUGAUUUUUUUAGGGCAAUGUUCGAGGUGGAUAUGCGAGAACGUGAUGAUGGUUCAGUAACUCUGGGUAAUCAGAGUCCAGUGGCUGUCAGUUCUUUCCUGGACUUUGCCUAUUCUGGAGAGGCUCUCAUCACUGAUGGGAAUGUGGACAUGUUGUUCCAGAUUUCUUCUUUUCUGCAGGUUCCGGUCCUGUCCAGAGCAUGCAGUGACUUCUUGGUAGGAAGCAUGCGUCUCUCGAACUGUCUUUCCUUGCUGUCGCUGGGAGAGGCGUAUGGCUCAGCUUCCCUCCUUCAUAGUGCCAACGAGUUUGUGGUUCAAAACUUCUAUGACCUUUCCAGCACUCAGGAGUUCUUGGAUAUGCAGGUAAAUGUUUUAGAGGCCUGCCUAAAGUCAGAUGUUCUGAAUGUGCCCAGUGAGGAGGCAGUUUUAUGGUCACUUCUUAGAUGGAUUCGCCACGAUCUGCCUGGAAGACAGAAGCUGCUACCGGGACUGAUGUCUCUGACCCGGCUGCACCACCUGCCUGCAGCUGCAUUGAAGACUCUACAAGAUCCAGACUCUUCCCUCGGCCGCGAUGGGUCUUGUCUCGCGCUGCUGUCAGAGGCCCGCAGCAGACAGGCUCAGUAUGACGGCCUGCUCAUCGAUGCCAGGCCUGCCACCACGCAGAGCUACAUCUACAUCCACAAGACGGAGGAGAACGGCGAGAUACGCCACACCUUCUGCUACUGUGUGGAAACGGACCGGUGGAAAGAGCUGCGAACGCAGAGGGGAGAGGGCGCGGCUCCCAUGCCGGAUCCACCAGGGACCUAUCUUACAAGUUAUGCAGAGAAGAUGUUUGUCAUAGGUGGUUGUCGGGGGAACUGUUGCCGGGCGAUUCGCCUCCACGUUGCAGAACUGUACCACGAUGCCACUGACGAGGUUUGGUGUUUCUGUCCUGUGACCCUAACCUGCACUCCUGCACCGGCCAUGCUGAAGCCCAGGACCAUGCACACGGCUGUCACCUGCCUGGACCGAGUCUAUGUGAUUGGAGGGCGGACCAAGGGRUCCAGAGGCGAGGCCCCCAGUCUUCUGGAGGUGGAGUAUUACAACCCUCUGAGCCAAACGUGGAGCUCUGUCAGCCCUCUGCCCACUGCCAUCUUCUAUCCAGAGGCCAGUGCUUGUGGGAACAUCAUUUACACCUUGGGGUCCGAAGUGGAGAUCACAGACUCCUUUAACCCCUCGCUAGACUGCUUCCUCUGCUACGACACCCGGCAGGACCAGUGGAGCCGCCUGGUGGCAGAGUUCGGACAGUUCUUCCACGCCACGCUGGUUAAGGCUGUGUCCAUCAACAACACGCUGCACCUCUGUGACCUGUCCACAUAUAAGGUUUACAGUUUUUGCCCAGAGACAAACGUCUGGAAGGGUGAGGGGUCAUUUGAAUGUGCGGGCUUCAACGCUGGAGCUGUUGGUGUGAGCGACAGGAUCUACAUUCUAGGUGGAGACUAUUCCCCUGAUGAGAUCACUGAUGACGUUCAGGUGUAUUAUAGUGGGAGGAGUCAGUGGGAGGAAGUGGCGCCUAUGCCCAGAGCGCUCACCGAGUUUCACUGCCAACUCAUCAGCUUCAACAGAUACCGAGACCCGUGGAGUGACACUGAGUGACACACACACACACACACACACACACACACACACACACACACACACACACACACACA